Molecule: messenger RNA, 444 nt
Organism: Bactrocera tryoni
Lineage: Eukaryota; Metazoa; Arthropoda; Insecta; Diptera; Tephritidae
Product: A-kinase anchor protein 14-like
Exons: 2
Coding region: 1-444 (147 amino acids)
Source: RefSeq, a predicted model, not a curated record
AUGUUCAAAUAUAUUACCUUCGCCGCUCUCUUCGCAUUCGCCACCGCUGCUCCAGGUUUCAUCGCUCAACCCGUUGUAGCCAAAGUAGGUGCCGUUGUACACACCGUUCCAUCUGCCACCUCCCACCAGAGCAUCACUCAAGUGCACAAUAAUGCGCAUAUUGUUACACCUGUUGUGAAAGCUGUAGCUCCAGUGGUUCAUGUUGCUCCGGUUGUAAAGACCUACUCCGCUCCUGUGAUUCCAGUAGUCAAAACUGUUGAUCCAGUCGUCCCCGUGGUUCAUGCUGCACCCGUAGUUCCAGUAGUGAAGACUUACUCUGCCCCGGUAGUUCAUCAUGUUCCGGUUGUGAAGUCAGUUGUUGCCCCCGUCGUACCAGUGGUUCAUGCGGCUCCAGUUGUGAAGACAGUUCUUGCAGCCCCUGUCGCUCACCUUGUUCACCACUAA